Lipotes vexillifer (Yangtze River dolphin) is the source of this 711-nucleotide messenger RNA. RefSeq names its product zinc finger protein 14 homolog. Gene Ontology annotation, molecular function: DNA-binding transcription factor activity, RNA polymerase II-specific; RNA polymerase II cis-regulatory region sequence-specific DNA binding. Bases 1 to 711 code for a protein of 236 amino acids. Lineage: Eukaryota; Metazoa; Chordata; Mammalia; Artiodactyla; Lipotidae. The transcript is spliced from 4 exons. The record is from RefSeq and is a predicted model, not a curated record. Gene Ontology annotation, biological process: regulation of transcription by RNA polymerase II.
AUGAAAAUAUAUCUAUUCACAGAAAAGAUACAUCUCUUACCCUACAUCACAGAAUUCCUUGUAAACAUUUAUGAAUGUAAAGAAUGUGGGAAGACCUUUAAUUAUGGCUCAGAUCUAAUCAAACAUGAGAGAAUUCAUACUGCUGAGAAGCCUUAUGAAUGUAAGGGAUGUGCGAAGGCCUUUAGAAUUCACCUUGGAGUACACCAAAAUAUUCACUCAGGGGAGAAACCCUAUGCAUGUAAGGAAUGUGGGAAGGCAUUUAGAAUAUGUCAACACCUUAAAGUACACCAGAAUAUCCAUUCUGGGGAGAAACCCUAUGACUGUCAGGCCUGUGGGAAGACUUUCAGUUCUUCCAGAUACUUUAGAGUACACCAGGAAAUUCAUACUGAUGAAAAACCCUAUGAAUGUAAGGAAUGCGAAAAAUCCUUUAGAUUACGUGCACAACUUGGUCAACAUAAAAAAAUUCAUACAGAUGAGAAAUCUUAUGAAUAUAAGGAAUGUGGGAAAACCUUUAGACUUCAUUCACACCUUAAAGGUCAUCAGAGUAUUCAUACUGGUGAGAAACCCUAUGAAUGCAGGGAAUGUGGGAAGGCCUAUAGAUGGAGUUCAACACUUAAUCAACAUAAAAAAAUGCACACUAAGGAGAAACUGUGUGAAUUUAAGAUUUAUGGAAGGGCCUUUGAAAUUCAUUUAAUCCUUACAGAUCGUUAG